AUGUACUUUGACGAAGCCGCUAAUGAAUAUGGUUGUGGGAUAGGAGUAUUACUCAUAGCACCUGAUGAUUUCCACAUACCCUUAGCUUUCAAACUUCGGUUCAAAGUGUUCAAUAAUAAAGCAGAGUACGAGGCGUGUAUUAUUGGAUUAGAAGUUGCCUUGGAACUAGGGACAAUACAGUUUGAAAAGCUGACAUUUACGUAUUUGCUAAGAGAGAACAACCGGUUCCUUGAUGCAUUGGCAACUCUAUCUUCUAUGGUAGACAUCCCACUUAGGGUCAAGAUGCAUCUGAUCAUCAUUGAACAGAAAUAUACGUCUGCCUAUAAGACCAUUGCCGCAAUAGACAAGGUUCAAGACAAGAACCCCUGGUAUUAUGACAUUUGGAAUUUCCUGGAGAAGGAUGCAUAUCCACCAGGGGCAAAUGCCAAAGACAAACGAGGAAUACGGCGUCUAGUCGUUCUGUUCAUCAUUUGCGGAAACAAGCUUUGGCAGAAGGAUCAGUUGCAAGACAGAGUAGUAGUAGUGAAGGUAGUUAUGGACAGUUAUGAUCUUUUGAAUUUGCGGUUGUAUAUCUUGAGAAUUGACUCCGUGCAUGUAAAGUAG
Messenger RNA from Camellia sinensis, 603 nucleotides. NCBI's taxonomy places the organism in Eukaryota, Viridiplantae, Streptophyta, Magnoliopsida, Ericales, Theaceae. The record is from RefSeq and is a predicted model, not a curated record.